Messenger RNA from Cloeon dipterum, 2084 nucleotides. RefSeq lists its product as uncharacterized. NCBI's taxonomy places the organism in Eukaryota, Metazoa, Arthropoda, Insecta, Ephemeroptera, Baetidae. The transcript is spliced from 7 exons. The coding region runs from base 1 to 1932 and encodes 643 amino acids. Gene Ontology annotation, molecular function: DNA binding. The record is from RefSeq and is a predicted model, not a curated record.
AUGUCGUCCGCGAGGCCACUCUGCGUUUUGUGCGAGCGUCCGACGGCGGACGGCGCUGUCCAGGCUGUCCACGUGGACAAGGAGAAGCUGCAGACUUGGUUACUGAACUUUUGUGGUAACGAAUUUGCCGAGGAAAUCGAGGAUGAAGAUCUGAUUUGCUACUUUUGCAUCUGGCAUGCAGAGUUUCUGGCCAAACAUGACUUGGAUUUCGAGGCUGAUUCUUGGUGGCCUCAGAAUUUGGAUUAUUUGGACGACGCGGCAAAAGAGCUGCGGAAAAGUUAUUUUGAUGGAAAAGUUGAGCAGAGCUGGGUUCAGUUGGAGGAAAUUGAGCAGUCAGAGAGCGAAGAAACUGAAUCAGAAUCUGGAACUGAGCAAAAGAAGAGAAAAUGUUUCUACUGCAUGAAGUCAUACAGAUAUAGUAGUGCCUUGGUUUACCACGUAAAGAACGCGCACAAAAAUGCCAUCAGCUCGAACACGAUGUCUGCGUCCUUUGCCGCCAUCUUUUUGCUUGGGGUGUGCCUGGCCAACGCCGUCAACUUCACAACCGUCUACGAGUGGCAUCAAUUUGAAUUCACGUGGCCAAAUGAACAGAUUGGACAAAAUUUUAAUCCAAUCUAUAUUAAUCUUCGAUACAUGGCUGUUUUUGGAGAAAGGCUAUUUCUUAGCCUUGAUUCGUCUUUGGGAAAUCAUCCCGCCACACUGGUGUGGCUGCCAACGAGCGGCACGUCGACUGCAUCGCCAAAGCUUGCUCCUUUCCCUUCUUGGGAUUUACACAAAAAAAACAACUGUUUCACGAUCCAGAAAGCCAGAGGUUUGGAAACGGAUACUGAUGGUCGGUUGUGGGUGCUUGAUGAUGGUAGCCACAUAUGUCCGGGCCAACUUUUGAUAUUCGACCUGGUCAACAACGACAGAGCAGAUCGCAUUCACCAGUUUCCAGACUCAGUCGUCUCUCAUUCAUAUAAUAAUAGGUACCUGCGUGAUAUCGUGCUGGACAAAACGCCAGACGAUUACCUUGCGUACAUCAUGGACUCAAGAUCUGAGCAAAUCGACGUUUAUAGCCGAAAAAUGGACAAAUCCUGGUCAGUUAAAACACCAGGGAGAAAAUGGUAUUCCUUGGCCCUCUCUCCUAACAGGGAAGUGAGGCAGCUGUACCUUGGAAGAGAUCAUUUCAAAGAACUGUAUUCAGUGUCUGUGUCUGAGCUGAAGAAUGAAGGCGGAAGCGCUGCUGUGGAAUUCAUCGGCAGAUGGACCGAAAGACCUUACAGAAUGCUAAUCGACAGCGCCAAUGUCUUGUAUGCCGCCUUUUACGAACAGAGUUACACCUCCAAAUGGAAUAUUUCAGAGCCCUUUCUUGAACAGCGAUUUUAUGAGGUCGGAGAACUGGGUGUUGAAUAUCCAUUUACUUUUGAGUUGGACACGAACGGCAAUUUAUGGAUGACGGAGCGAAAUAAAACUAUUAUCAAUGUGAAAAGGCAUAAACUACUCGAGGCUGCAGUCAGCGCUUCUACAGCACAUGGAACAACAUCAGUGACCACGUCUUCUCGGAUUCCUGUUUCUAAGACCACGAUGAAAAAUCCUACAGAAGAGCAAACUCGGCAGAGAUUUACUACGGCUUCUACCCGCCAGCACUCGUCUGCCCCUCCCCUCACAACCUUGACUACAAUUUACGCGAAUGAAGAGACUACGGAAGUCGUGAAAAGCUUGGAAACUGCUGGUAUUGCAGAAGAUGAUCGCAAAUGUCAGUCUUCGAACAAAAUUCUGAUUUGGUUGCUUGUUUGUUGCUUCAGUUGCUUGGUCUUGUGCGGUAUUGUAAUUUUGUGGCUGGCCCUGAGGAUGAGAAGAAUAAUGCAAACCUCUUUGAGGCAGAAUCCGAUGGACAAUAAUGAGGAAAUGUACGUUUUUCCAGGACAACAAGCACUGAGACUAAUAUAAAAUUAACGUGUGUUUUAUUUUAAUAAAUAAUUAGUUUAUGAAAAUAUUAGAAAUUGAUCAUAAAGCUUCGUACGGUUUUUUUAUUUUUCUAUAACAAAAUGUUCUAUUCUCGUUAUGAUGUUUUGAGCAAAAUAAAAAUACAUUUAUUGCUU